AUGGCAGCGCUACUUCUUUCAUUGCUGGUGAUCCAGAUUUGCCGAGUUUUGUCAUUUUCGGCCAAGAAAAGUCCAGUACCACCGAUUGUGGCAUGUCAAUCCACUGGCGAGGUACAAGCAGCCAUUUCUUUGUUCCUACGACCCAAUGAUGUUGUUUUGGAACUUGGUGCUCAGCUUUCAGACACCUCGACCCAUCUCUGUCGAACAAUUGGACCAGGUGGAAAAGCAAUCUUGGUGGAUGUACAACGAAAGGAGGCAACAAGUGGUAGAUCCACCCAGCGCAAUUCAAAACCGUUUCUUGGCGAUGAUUCGAAUCGCCCUUCGAAUAUCGAGAAUGAGUCAAAAGAAGACGAGCAAGACACAUUUAGAGAUCGGGUAGACUACCAAGAGCUGGAACAGUUUGAUCAAUGGAGGAAUCUCUACAAGGGAGAUAAUCACUUUGACGUCAUAAUACUUGAUAUCGGGUCAAUGAUUGGGAACGAUCUCUAUCUGACGACGCUCUCGAUUGCGACAGAGUUCUUAGCGAGUCAAAAUGUAUCUCCUAGAGCAAUCCUUGUCAAGUCGAAAGAACUCUACAGUCUUGCUCGACGAAUCACUCACUCACAAAGAUUGAUGGAUGGAACAACCACACUACCCGCCAACCUUUGCCGGUCAACAGAGCCGAUCAUUAUCCCAUGCGUUGGAGUGAACGAUUAUCGCAAAACGAUUCCUUUUGUUGUGAGUGGAGGCGAUGAUGUGCUGGAAGUCGGCUGCCAUUUUGGAACGACAACCGCAUUGCUGUACGAGGUGGUGAAGAGCAAUCCCAUCACUGGUGAUAAUAGUUCUGGAUUUUGUGCAGGAGUUGAUAUAGGGGAGAAGAUCAUUGCUAGUGCCAAAAUGAAAUACGAUGGCCCGGUUUUCGAGGUUAUGAAUGCGUGGAAUACACUAGAUCUAUUGAAAAUAAAAGCCAAACAUGGUUCCAUGCUGAACGACCCUACAUCAAUGAUGGGUUAUGAUGUCGUCUAUGCUGAUAUCGGGGGCCUCAGUGGAGCGCAUGGACUGUUGGAAAGUCUCGCAUUGCUGGAUGCAAUCUCCAAAGCGUUGGAACCACGAUGCAUUGUCAUCAAGAGCCAGUGUAUGAAGCGGCUUGCAUCCCAGUUGGUACCGUUCUCACGUGUGAAAAACAAGGCUUGA
This is a messenger RNA of Cylindrotheca closterium, 1173 nucleotides long. The record is from the annotation of a GenBank genome assembly. NCBI's taxonomy places the organism in Eukaryota, Bacillariophyta, Bacillariophyceae, Bacillariales, Bacillariaceae.